UAGUUCGGGUCGUUUUUAGUGCACUAGGUAGCAUCCGUUGUGAAAAUGUCUAAUAAUACGCGCGACGGUAAUGAAAAUUUCUGGCCAUCGAACCAGCAACCGCCACCGCACCACUACCACCAGCAGCAUCAGCUACACCAAACGCUGUUGCAGCAACCGGUGGUGCCGCAAUUGGUCCCCCAUCCACAGCAUCUAUCCUACGCUGUCCCAACCGUGCCGGUGGUAGCACCGUCAACUCCAGCAGCAUUCUAUCAUAACGCAGCUGGAAUGGUGGAUAACUAUGGUGGUACUGCAGCUGGGUAUUCUAUGCACCAUGGUGGUGCGCACCAACCGAUGGAGGACGAAUACACAGAUACGUACGGUCAACCGAUUAAAGUGGUGUAUCAACCGCAACAACAACAGCAGGCUGCUGCUGCUUGUAUGAUACCCUGUGCCCAGGAGGACACGAAUCAAAAUCACACCGUUCAGGACAAGCAAGGGUACGAGCUGUUUUCGAACAAUAGCAGCUUCCUGCUAGCUGCUCCGGGUUUCGGUUUUACUCUGCAUAACCCACAACAGCAGCAGCAACAACAACAUCAGCAACAGCAGCAACAACGGACACAACAAUUGCAACUACCACAACAACAGUUGCCACAAUUCUCUAUGCCUACUGCCCCAACACUCCUAAACCAUUCGGUUUCAUCAUCUCCGGUACCGGCUGCAUCGUCGCAUUCGCUAGAAAAUGGAAACAGCAACACAAGCACACUGAUCAGUCAGCUGGUCGGGAACUGGGCACCAACCAUUUCCGGCACGUACGGUAACGGACCAUCGUCGACCCAAAUAAAUGACGAUGUACAACCUACAAUCAUUGCUCCUGCAGAUCGAGAAGCCCGAACAAGCAAGCGUACCGUAUCACCCACCAAGUCAGCCGCUACAAAACCUGCAAUUAAUCCUGUCCCACCGAAUGUGGUCGGUACAGGACCCCCGGCACACGGAUCAGCUUCUGGUUCGCCUACCGUCUCCGUUGUAACACGCACCAGCACAAACGUUGCCACAGCAUCAGCUGUUUACAACCAGCAGAACGACGAUAAUUCGGCCAAGCUUGACCAGAACGUGAACAAGAAGCAGCGCAUUGUGGCCGAAGUGAAACCGAUGCGCAUGUCGUACUCUGAUGUGCUGAGCAAAAAUGUUCCUCCCGGGGGAAAUGGGAAUGUAUUCGCUGCUGGCGUCCCUUCUACCAACGGGGAAACGGCGAAUGUGCUUCCAGCAAUGCACGGACCGAAUGGGACGAAAGCGUCCUCCGGAAGCAACGGAUCAAACGGUGGCAGUGCCAUGGGUGGUAAAUCGAAACGAGAGUCAAAGCGUACGAAUGCCAAUGGGGAUCGAAAAUCGGUUGGAAGCGUAGCGGGAUCGGGUCCCCAGAAGGAACGACUAAUCGAAGGAAGUGUGCGGAAGGGAAAUGGUGCUGGAACUAGAACGAUUUCUCCCACGCACACGGAUGGAAGCUUCAAAGUGGAUGGGAACGUUGCCUCAGAAAGUUCGCUAAGAUCAGCUCACGAGAAAGGCCGCAAGAACGAAAAGGUGAACAAGAAAGAUAAAAGCUUCCGCACCGGUACGGAAGGUAGUCACGAGGGAAGUGGUUUUGCGGGAAAAAAAGGCAAAACAAUGGCCCAAUCGAACGAUGUUGCCGAGGGACUUUCCGGACUGCUGCAAAGCAACCUUACUGCCGGCGUGAGACCCAACGAAACUGAGGAAGAAGAACAUGGUGAAGAAGAGUACGACGAUGAGUAUGAUGAUUCGGACGAGUACGAUCAGAAUAGCUUCGGUGCGUCGGAUACGGCCGGUCAGCAGGAUGAGACCACUGGACGUCAUGAACAGCUUCCGUUCGUGUACAACGUGAAGAAAAACACAAAUAACGGCACGAAUGUAACACAUAUCGAGAAGAUUAACCCACCGCGGACGGCCUCCACCUACCGGAAGGUGGCAACGGCAGGUGGUGGUGGUGGUGGCCGCAAUGUCUCAUCUCGCCCCGGCCUUGGAAAGCAACAGGACAAAACGUUUGGCAGUUCAACGCCAUCGGGCGGAAAGCGUUCCGUACGGGCACGCAAAAAUCAAAAGUAUGCUUUUCUGGAGAAAUUGUUCCGCAAAUGGCUAGAGUACAUGGUGCUGGCACUACACUGGCUGUGGUCACUGGUGAGCGAUGUGGUGUACCUUAGCGUACGGCUUGCCUGGGACUAUGCCCUGUCCGGGUAUCAGUAUUGCUGGCAGCAUGCGCGCCAGCUACGGCAAGAUUUGGGUAAAAACUCGGCCCGACCCGGUGCAUGGUUUCGAAGCGUUUGCCAAUCGUUUGACGGUCGCUUUGCAAAGGAUUCGCCGUGGGCAUUCUGGCGGCGCUGUCGUAGACAAAAGCCGGUAGAACCGACCGGUGGUAAACCGACCGACCGGUACCGAGAUGGACGGCUUCCGUCAACGGCUGAUGAAGCGAUGUCGUCGCUGCUGAACUGCAAGGGUAAGGAUGCGUACAGUAUUUUGGGCGUGAGUCCGGACUGCUCACAGGAGCAGAUAAGGAAGCACUACAAAAAGAUUGCCGUGCUGGUGCAUCCGGACAAGAACAAGCAGCCGGGAGCGGAGGAAGCGUUUAAGGUGCUGCAACGGUCGUUCGAGCUAAUUGGUGAACCCGAAAGCCGCAAAGAGUACGAUCAGAGCUUGGCCGAGGCGCUGAACGCGGAGAAAGCGUGGUCCGAGAUUAACGAUCUGUUGACGCAGCUGCACACGAAAAUAUCGGAAGCGGCCAACACAAUACGAUGUAGCAGCUGUUGCCUGCGUCACCCCCGAAAACCGACCGGACGGGCACACUACGCUGCAAGGGAGUGUAGUUCCUGCAAGAUACGUCAUCCGGCACGAGAGGGAGAUAUUUGGGCUGAAACGAGUUUCUUUGGAUUGCGUUGGAAGUAUCUCGCGAUGAUGGAGGGCAACGUGUACGAUAUCACUGAAUGGGCCAACUGCCAGAAGGGUGCACUGUCACACCUGCAACCCAAUUCGCACAUUGUGCAGUAUCGCAUCGUACUAGGGAGCAGCUCCCAACAACAGCAACAGCAGCAGCACCAGCAGCAACAGCAAUCCCAACACCAUCAGCAAGGUCAACCACAAGACAAGGACCCGAUUGGACGCUCACGCAAAGAACCGGGAGUAAAUGAGCCAAAUUUGGACGACUUCUUGAAUAAUAUUUACGCCGGACAGAAUCAGCAAGCAUCUUCCCAGAAUGCUUCCUCCAGGCGACGCUAUCGUAGAAAUUAA
Messenger RNA from Anopheles maculipalpis, 3276 nucleotides. RefSeq lists its product as uncharacterized. The transcript has 4 exons. Gene Ontology annotation, molecular function: dopamine receptor binding. Bases 46 to 3276 code for a protein of 1076 amino acids. NCBI's taxonomy places the organism in Eukaryota, Metazoa, Arthropoda, Insecta, Diptera, Culicidae. The record is from RefSeq and is a predicted model, not a curated record.